This is a messenger RNA of Chlamydomonas reinhardtii, 2916 nucleotides long. RefSeq lists its product as uncharacterized. The transcript is spliced from 4 exons. The record is from RefSeq and is a predicted model, not a curated record. NCBI's taxonomy places the organism in Eukaryota, Viridiplantae, Chlorophyta, Chlorophyceae, Chlamydomonadales, Chlamydomonadaceae. The coding region runs from base 308 to 2728 and encodes 806 amino acids.
CACUGAAACAUCAAAGAUUGUAACCGGCAGCUCCAUCUGUUUGAGCCCUGGCAUCGUUCAUACACAGCAGGCAGACACAAAGGUAGAACCGCCCUGCCUGCGUUGUGUUCAGGGCUCGGCGACCAUUUUUAUCAUAUAUACUCACGUACCUACAAUUGAAUACGCAUGCAUUCCUUGCAGCUAUGAAUAUGUGGGCAGGCCAUGCUGCAUCGAGUAGGCUUGCCGCAGUCGCCUGGCGCUGCUCGCCACUGCAGCCCGCCUGCUCUAAUCCAAACGCAACCAUGUGGACAAAAUAACCAUUGCCGAAAUGGCUUGGGCAAAGGGUCGCUAUGGUCGUGGCGACGCAGCUGCGGCGGUCGCUCAGCAUGCGCUACCUCAGCAGCAGCAUACCACACCGUCGGCGUCGCAACAGCAGCUGUUGCAAUCCGAAUGCCCCAACAGCACCUCUGAACCGGCCCCAGCCCCGGCGGCCCCUCGCUACGGCGGCUACUGCGCCUGCUGCGGCGGCGCGCACUUCCUAGGGCCCACCCCCGCCACGAUGGCAGCUGCCGCGCAGCUUCGUGCCCAGCUGGAUUCGGCGGGCCGCAUCGACUUUGACGACCCGGAUCCGGAUCCGGAAUUGCACAUCGACUACGUUUGGACCAAGGGCCCCGGCCGCAUGUUUGGAGUGAUGCUGGCUCUGGAUCCAGGAGCGAUUCCAGGAGCUGAUCCUGGAAUCGGAACCGGAACCGGAUCCGGAUCCGGGGCAGGGGAGGUUGGCGGGCAGCUGACGACGGCACCGGCAGUGUCGGCGGCGAAUGGGCAGGCAGGCUUGGAGGAAGCGUACGGCUCGGCUCCGGUAUGGCUGGUGCUGCCUGAGGGAGGCGCGGAGGGCAGCGAGGGGUCAGCGCAAACAGAAGCUGUGGCGGCUACGCCGCCGGUGGCGAUGGGGGCUGCGGCGGCGACGGCGGCGGGGUGGGCGGGUCAGGCGACAGCGGCGGCAGCGGUGGAGGGGGGAGGCACCGUUCUCGGCCCCAGUGCUGGCAGUCCCCAUCCCCAUCCCGAGCCUGGGUCACAGCCGCGGCGGGCUCCAAGGCUGGUGCUGCUGAAGGCGUUCAGCGGGCAGAUGACCAACUGCUGGCACGUGCGCGGCUGGGCGGGCCCUGUGGCAGGAGUCAUCAACACCACACCCCUGUACGGCCGGUACCGUAGCCUGACGGAGGCCUACUCCGCACGCCUGGCCGCAGUGGAGUCCGCGCUGGCGGCACACCUGCGCUCACCGCAGCCGCAGCAGGAGCCGCAGCAGCGCCAGCAGCGGCAGCCCGAGGAGGCGUCGCCCUCCUCCUCCGACUGCGACGAGGCGCGCAGUGGCGGCCAGGCGCCAGCAGCCAGCAGUGGCCACGCCACCACAGCGACGACCGCGUCCGCCUCCUCCUCCCCUGACGCCGCUGGCACUGGUGCCGCCGCCGCCGCCGCGGCUGGCACCGGCGCUGCCGUUGCCGCAAUCGAUGCCGCCGCCGCCGCGACCACUCGCAGCCUGAGUGCCAAGGAGCGGAAGCGGGCGGAGAAGGCGGCGCAGCGGCAGCGCAUGGCUGAGGGCCGGCGGCGGCAGCAGCAGCUGGCGGCGAUAGCUGCUACUGCCGCUGCUCCUAGCACGGCCGCUGCUGCCGUUACCGGCAGAACGAGUGCUACAGCCUUGGCACCGGCUGCCGCGGAAGAGGGCAGUCGGCGGGCAACGCUGCGGGCGCCGGUGGCUGCAGCACCGGCGUCGGGGGAGGCGGGUGCGCUGGGGUUUCUGGAGCGGCAGCGGCAGCUGCUGCGGGGCCGGCGGCGGGCGCUGUCUCACGAGCUGCUGCGGGCCAUCCAGCGGUCUUACGUGGUUGGCAACUUCCGUGGGAGGAGCGCGGGUGCUGGUGGUGGGGCUGGUGGGGGUGCAGGUGGUGGAGGCAGCGGGGCGGGAGCAGGGUGGGAGGCGGCACAUGCAGGAGCUGCUUGGAAGGCGGGCGCGUCUCCCCAGCAAGAGCCGCUACAGCCGCAACAACCGCAGCCGCAGCCGCAGCCGCAGCCGCAGCCGCAGCCGCAGCCGCAGCCGCAGUCGCAGCCGCAGCCGCAGCCGCAGCCGCAGCCGCAGCCGCAGCCGCAGUCGCAGCCGCAGCCGCAGCCGCAGCCGCAGCCGCAGCCGCAGCCGCAGCAGUGGCACGGCGAGCCCCAGCUGAUGCCGCUGCUGCAGGUCUACGACUGUGCACAGCGGCGGGCGCUGCUCCCGCGCGUGUUGGCCGGUGUAAGCAGCGGUGGGAGCGGCAGCGGCACUGCGGCUGCAGCUACGGCUGCACCUGGUGCGUCCGCGCCGACGGAUACGCCAGACGCAGCAGCAGUAGCAGCAGUAGCAGCAGUAGCAGCAGCAAGGCAGCAGCAGCAGCAGCAGCAGCAGCAGCAGCAGCCACAGGAGCAGGGGCAGCAGCUUUCCUUCCCCGCCGGCACGGGGGACUGCUGCGCGCCCAAGCUGCUGUGGGCGGCGCAGGCGCGGGGGUUGGUGCCGCUUGGGCUGGUGGAGUUUUGGUACGGCAGUCCGCCAAACACAGCCACGCCACAGGGCAGGAGGAAGAGCAGCAGUGGCAAGGGGGCGGGGGAAGGAGGGAAAGGAGGGGAGGAGGAGGGUGCUGACAUCAACACGCGUGUGCACGGGCGUGUGUAUGGGCCCUGCGACAAGUGCGAGGCGAUCCUGGGCAGCAUGCUGUGCGGCCUGUGAGGGACGAGCGGCAGAUCGUGAAACAACUUAUUCCUAUGCAUGUGUGCAGGACUUGUUGUGUGGCUCAAGUGGAAUGCGCGCAAAGGACAUGCAGGGGACACGGCGGGGGACUAGGCGGGAGAAGGGGGGACAUGGCGGGAGAAGGGGGGGGGAGCGGAUGUGAGGUGAUCAACCCCAUUACAGAGCCU